Messenger RNA from Camellia sinensis, 426 nucleotides. The record is from RefSeq and is a predicted model, not a curated record. Lineage: Eukaryota; Viridiplantae; Streptophyta; Magnoliopsida; Ericales; Theaceae.
AUGCCCUUUCUGGUAAUUUCAGCCACCGACGGGACUAUCCUACUCAACCUUAAACAGCAUUGGGUGAAUCUUUCAUGGACAGGGGCCUGGAACGAGAAUAAUUUGACAGCUUCAAUUCCUCAAGGACUGUUUCAAUUGAAGAACUUGACUAUUGUGAAGUAUUCACAAAUCAAUUGUCAGAACAAAUUGACGGGUUCAAUUCCUCAAAGACUGUUUCAAUUGAAGAACUUGAGUGUUGUGUGGUUAUUUAGAAAUCAAUUGUCGGGUGAAAUUCCAAUUGCAAUUGAGUCACCGAACUUAAUUGGAUUGGACUUGUCGGAGAACAAUUUAACAGGUGAAAUUCUAACUUCAAUUGAGUCACUGAAUUUGAACGAAUUGGACUUGUCAGAGAACAAUUUGACAGGUUCGAUACCAAUGGAUUUUUAG